AUUAAUUUUUCAACACUAAGGGCCCCAAAGUGACAGACUCCCAUGACCAGUACUAAUGCAGUUCACAUCCAAACUCAUAAAUAUGACAACCAAAUUUUGAGUUUUGAAAAUUCUUCACAAAAAUCACAAAAUCCCAAAAAAAUGUUACCAAAAACUCCUCAUUUGAGUGAAUUCUACUGUUUAAUUCUGCUACUUUUCCUCAACAUAAUCCACCAUUCAAAAGCUCAACCACCCACAAAUGGCUACACUUGCACAAUCAACAGCACAACCACCAAUUUCCCCUGCCAAACUUAUUUAUUAUACAGAGCUAAACCCCCAGAUUUCUUAGACCUUGCUUCAAUUGCUGAUGUCUUCAAUGUCAGCAGACUAACAAUCUCAAAACCCAGUAAUAUUUCAAACCCAUCUUCAUCUCUUCUCCCAAAUCAACCCCUUUUCAUCCCUAUUUCAUGUGGGUGUCACCCUGUUCAAAAUCAAACCCUUAAAUCCAUCUCUUUUGCUAAUAUGACUUACACAAUCAAAUCAGGUGACACUUUUUAUUAUGUUUCUAGUCAUAUUUAUGGUAAUCUUACUACUUGGCAAUCUACUGUAAUUAUUAACCCUACUGUUGAUGUUUAUAAUCUUACUAUUGGGGUUGAUUAUAAUUUUCCUAUUUUUUGUAAGUGUCCUAAUAAUACCCAGUUGAGGAAUAAUGUUAAUUUCUUGGUUACUUAUGUUUUUCAGCCUAAUGAUAGUUUGAGUAGUAUUGCAUCUUUGUUUGGAGUAACUAGGCAGUCUAUUGUUGAUGUAAAUGGGAAUAAUUUUAAGCCUUUGGAUACGGUUUUCGUUCCGAUUUCGAAACUUGUUAAGCUUAAUCAACCCCCUGGUGUUCCUACUAAUCAGACUAAUAGUGGAAGUAAUCAAACAAUUGUUGUUAAUAGAAACAAUGAUCAUAAAGGGGCUGUUGUUGGUUUAGGUGUUGGAUUGGGUGUUAGUGUUUUGUUGCUUGUUUUGGUUUCUGGGUUGUUGGUUUAUAGGGAAAAUCAGUAUAGGAAAAAGUUAAAGGAGAGAGAUUUUGAGGUAAUUAGUAGGCAGGAGAAUGUAGGGAAGGGCAGUGAGAGGAGGAUUUUGAAGCAAUUAGAACAGAAUAUGUUGUUAGCUGAUGUUUCUGAAACUUUGGAUAAGUAUAAGAUUUACGAGAUCGACGAGUUGAGGAAAGCUACUGAUGGGUUUGAUGAGAGGAAGGUAAUACAAGGUUCUGUUUAUAAAGGUUGUAUUGAAGGGAAAUUUUAUGCUAUUAAGAAGAUGAAGUGGAAUGCUUAUGAAGAAUUAAAGAUCUUGCAAAAGGUGAAUCAUGGAAAUUUGGUCAGAUUGGAAGGAUUUUCCAUAGACCCUGAAGAUGCUACUUGCUAUCUAGUAUAUGAAUUCAUCGAAAAUGGGUCUCUUCAUUCAUGGCUACAUGAGAACAAGGGAAAAUUAAAUUGGAAAACUAGACUAAGAAUUUCUACCGAUAUUGCAAAUGGUCUUCAAUACAUCCAUGAGCAUACAAGACCUCAAGUGGUUCACAAAGACAUUAAGAGCAGCAACAUUCUCCUUGAUGCCAAAAUGAGAGCUAAGAUUGCCAAUUUCGGCCUAGCAAGAUCCGGGUGCAACGCUAUUACAAUGCACAUUGUAGGAACCCAAGGGUAUAUUGCGCCUGAAUACUUGACUGAUGGUAUAGUCUCUCCAAAAAUGGACGUCUUCUCAUUUGGAGUAAUUUUGCUGGAGUUGCUAUCAGGUAGAGAGGCCAUCGACGAGGAGGGAAAAGUACUUUGGGCUAGUGCCCAUGAAAUAUGGGACUGCACUGAUGAAGCAGAAAAGGUGAAGAAGUUGAUGGAGUGGAUAGACAAGUUCCUUGUAAAGGAAUCUUGUUCUGUUGUGGCCUUAACAAACAUAAUGAAUGUCGCUGUUGCUUGUGUUAAUAAGGAUCCCUCAAAACGGCCAAGUAUGGUAGAUGUUGUGUACGCAUUGUGCAAGAGCGAUGACCUCUUCUACGACAUAUCAGGAAAUGAGUUUUCUACAUCUCCUAUUACAGCAAGGUAGAACAAAAAAAGUAUAUUUAGGUUGAGAUACUGCCUGUAGUGGUGUAGUCUUUGAUCUGUAGAUGGUAUAAAUAUGUGAUUGCUUGCUUUAUAGAUGAAUUUUUGUUGUCUACCUUAAACUAUUUAUUGGUAUAAAAGAAACAAAUGCAAAUAAUAAUGUAUUAUAGGCGAAGAAAAAGCAUGUGUUAGGCUGUUAGCGGGAUGAUAGAUUAUAUAUAGAGAGAUUUGUGAUAGUUUCGUAUUUAGGUGGCCUUUUAUGUACUCUGUCCAAAUAAUGUGUACAUUUGUUUUUUCUUGGCCAAAGGGUGUUAAUUAUAGAUGUGUGGAAAAAAAAAUGUUCCUAAGGCUUAUGAAA
Molecule: messenger RNA, 2412 nt
Organism: Chenopodium quinoa (quinoa)
Lineage: Eukaryota; Viridiplantae; Streptophyta; Magnoliopsida; Caryophyllales; Amaranthaceae
Product: serine/threonine receptor-like kinase NFP
Exons: 2
Coding region: 43-2058 (671 amino acids)
Biological process (GO): protein phosphorylation
Molecular function (GO): ATP binding; protein kinase activity
Source: RefSeq, a predicted model, not a curated record